GACUGCCAUUGCCCAUCCCUAUUUCUGAGGUCUCCUGCCGCUCAAUACUGGACACACCCCAGAAAGCGUUCAUCUGCGUUAUGUUAUUCUGAUUUCUGAUGAUCCAAAACGUUUUUAGAGUUCUGUUUAUUUAACAAGUUCAAUUUUAAUAGGUGUUUAGUCGUGACUAAAAUUUCAUCAUGGGCUCGCUGUUUCGCAGCGAGGAAAUGGCUUUAUGCCAAUUGUUUUUACAAAGUGAAGCGGCGUAUGCUUGUGUUUCCGAACUGGGCGAAUUGGGAUUGGUGCAAUUUAGAGACUUGAAUCCUGACGUUAAUGCAUUCCAACGCAAAUUUGUUAGUGAAGUGCGCCGCUGCGAUGAAAUGGAAAGAAAACUCCGUUACUUAGAAAAAGAAAUUAAAAAGGACGGUAUUCCGAUGAUGGACACAGGUGAAAAUCCAGAAGCUCCACAACCUCGAGAAAUGAUUGAUCUUGAAGCUACAUUUGAAAAGUUGGAAAAUGAGUUGAGAGAAGUCAACCAUAAUGCUGAAGCAUUAAAACGUAAUUUUCUUGAACUAACUGAGCUUAAACAUAUCUUACGGAAGACACAAGUAUUCUUUGAUGAGACUGAACAGCAAAUGGGUACCGCGGUUGCUUCGCAGAUGGCUGACCCAAAUCGGGAGGACGAGCAAGUUACACUGCUAGGCGAGGAAGGACUUCGUGCUGGCGGUCAAGCCCUCAAAUUAGGGUAUUCAACUCGGUUGCUUUUAUGGGGUUCAAAAUUAUUGAAACGUUCAGAAACAAAAUUUGAACUGGAAAAGGUUGGGAACUGCUAUUUUAGAUUUGUUGCUGGAGUUAUAUUGCGUGAAAGGAUUCCGGCGUUUGAGCGAAUGUUGUGGCGAGCUUGUCGGGGUAAUGUUUUUUUGAGGCAAGCAGAAAUAGAAACACCAUUAGAAGAUCCAUCUACAGGAGAUCAAGUGCACAAAUCAGUGUUUAUAAUAUUCUUCCAAGGUGAUCAACUGAAGUCUCGUGUUAGGAAAAUUUGUGAAGGUUUUCGUGCAACAUUGUACCCAUGUCCAGAAGCUCCAUCACAGCGCCGUGAAAUGGCUAUGGGGGUCAUGACCCGCAUAGAAGAUCUAAAUACUGUAUUGGGCCAAACCCAAGAUCAUCGACACCGUGUACUUGUUGCUGCUGCUAAGAAUAUAAAAAAUUGGUUUAUUAAAGUUGUUAAAAUCAAGGCUAUUUACCAUACACUAAACUUAUUUAAUUUGGACGUAACACAAAAAUGUUUGAUUGCUGAGUGCUGGGUACCAUUACUUGAUGUUGAGACUAUUCAACUUGCUUUGCGUAGAGGAACAGAACGAAGUGGUAGCUCUGUACCACCUAUUUUAAACAGAAUGGAUACAUUUGAAGACCCACCAACUUAUAACCGUACAAAUAAAUUUACUAGUGCUUUCCAAAAUUUAGUGGACGCUUAUGGAGUAGCCAGUUAUAGAGAAAUUAAUCCAACUCCAUAUACUAUUAUCAGUUUUCCAUUUUUAUUUGCUGUCAUGUUUGGUGAUCUUGGUCAUGGAGCUAUAAUGUUUUUAUUUGCUGCCUUUUUGGUUUUACGUGAAAAACCAUUAGCUGCCAAAAAAACUGAUAACGAAGUCUGGAAUAUAUUUUUUUCUGGUCGUUACAUUAUACUGCUAAUGGGCUUAUUUUCAAUGUACACUGGUAUUAUAUACAAUGAUAUAUUUUCUAAAUCUCUUAACUUAUUUGGAUGUCAUUGGCAUACAAAUUACAACGUAUCUACAGUGCUGACUAAUAAAUUUCUACAGUUAAAUCCUGCAUUAUCAUCAGAUUAUGAUCAAGUUCCAUAUCCUGUGGGACUUGAUCCUGUUUGGCAGCUGGCAGAUAAUAAAAUUGUAUUUUUAAAUGCAUACAAAAUGAAAAUUUCCAUUAUUUUUGGUGUACUUCACAUGCUGAGUGGUGUAACUCUCAGUCUUUACAAUUAUAGAUAUUUCAAAGAUCGCCUAUCUGUUUUAUGUGAUUUUAUCCCACAAUUAAUAUUCUUGACGUUUCUAUUCUUAUACAUGGUAUUGUUAAUGUUUGUAAAAUGGAUAUCAUAUGGUCCUCAAAAUGAUUUUCCUGAUAGUCCAGCUUGUGCACCAUCUAUUUUGAUUACAUUUAUCAACAUGGUCUUAUUUAAAGACAAUCCGCCACUAGAAAAUUGUAAUACUGUGUACAUGUUUGCAGGACAAGGGGCCUUGCAAAAAUUCUUAGUCCUUGUUGCUCUUUUAUGUGUUCCAAUUAUGUUACUUGCAAAACCUAUUUAUAUCAUGCGCCAACAAAAAGAAAAACAUGUUCAGUUAGUAAAUGGACAUGCCACUACUGAAAAUGGUGAUGCAGAAGGAGCUGGUCGCGUCGUUCAACCACCACCAGCAGGAGGUCACGAUGAAAACGAAAUUGGUGAACUAUUUAUUCAUCAAGGCAUUCAUACUAUUGAGUAUGUGCUUGGCUCAGUAAGUCACACUGCUUCUUACCUUCGAUUGUGGGCUCUUUCAUUAGCUCAUGCACAAUUAUCUGAUGUAUUGUGGAGUAUGGUAUUGAGAAAAGGUCUUCUCCUAGACUCUUGGAUUGGUGGUGUAUGGUUAUGGGCCGUCUUUAGUUUCUGGGCCAUUCUUACUGUAGGCAUUCUUGUACUUAUGGAGGGCCUAUCUGCAUUCUUGCACACACUUCGAUUGCAUUGGGUUGAGUUCCAAAGCAAAUUUUACAAAGGACUUGGUUAUGCAUUUGCUCCUUUUUCAUUCGAAGUUAUAUUAAACACAGCUGCCACAGCAACCGAAGAAUAAAUAUCAAUGCUGUAUAUUUACUAAACUAUAAUAUAGUAGUAUUAUUUUUUAGACUA
Molecule: messenger RNA, 2866 nt
Organism: Adelges cooleyi (spruce gall adelgid)
Lineage: Eukaryota; Metazoa; Arthropoda; Insecta; Hemiptera; Adelgidae
Gene: Vha100-1
Product: V-type proton ATPase 116 kDa subunit a 1
Exons: 18
Coding region: 180-2810 (876 amino acids)
Biological process (GO): proton transmembrane transport; vacuolar acidification
Cellular component (GO): plasma membrane; vacuolar proton-transporting V-type ATPase complex; vacuolar proton-transporting V-type ATPase, V0 domain
Molecular function (GO): proton-transporting ATPase activity, rotational mechanism; ATPase binding
Source: RefSeq, a predicted model, not a curated record